Molecule: messenger RNA, 4189 nt
Organism: Balaenoptera musculus (blue whale)
Lineage: Eukaryota; Metazoa; Chordata; Mammalia; Artiodactyla; Balaenopteridae
Gene: ARHGAP6
Product: Rho GTPase activating protein 6
Exons: 17
Coding region: 532-2880 (782 amino acids)
Biological process (GO): signal transduction
Molecular function (GO): phospholipase activator activity; phospholipase binding
Source: RefSeq, a predicted model, not a curated record
CGGCCGUCUCCGUGCGGCGGCGGGGCCCGGCCGGGCCCGGGCGGCUCCUCCUCGGGCUCCUGUCAGGUAUUGUUAUAGGCUAUGGGGCUCCGGAGGUGGACAUGAUGCCACAGAACUUAACAGCAUAGGUAAUACUCAGAUGUGCCUGCCUGAUAGGAUGGAAGCCUGAAAGCUUCAAGAUCUGGAGAUAGUUCCAUUUGAAAGUACUGGAUCAAAUUGUCCUGUGGUAAAAGAUCUAUGAGAAAUGAGAUUCGAAUAAGCAGCACAGGCCCCAUUUCAGAGUCUCUAAUAUCUUGACUCUUCUUCUCUUUCCCUCAUGGUUUCUGCUCAUUUGUGUCAUCUGCUGCCUCCUGCUUUCUGCUCUUUGACUACUCAUAGUUCCUUGCUAAUUGUGACCAUGUGACUAAGUCCCCGCCAAUGAGGGCUUCCUGUUGGCUGAAGUACAGAUGUCCUGUCCAGAGCCCAAGCAGCCGUGUGGGACCCGAGGCAGCAGAGUGAAACGACUGUCAGGGUGACUUCACGUGGAACAGUAUGUCGGGUCGCAGCGUACGGCUGAGGUCAGUCCCCAUCCAGAGCCUCUCAGAGCUGGAGCGAGCCCGGCUGCAGGAAGUGGCUUUUUAUCAGCUGCAGCAGGACUGUGACCUGAGCUGUCAGAUCACCAUUCCCAAAGAUGGACAAAAGCGAAAGAAAUCUUUGAGAAAGAAACUGGAUUCACUAGGGAAGGAGAAAAACAAAGACAGAGAGUUCAUCCCACAGGCGUUUGGAAUGCCCUUAUCCCAAGUCAUCGCAAACGACCGGGCCUAUAAACUCAAGCAGGACUCGCAGAGGGACGAACAGAAGGUUGCAUCCGAUUUUGUGGCUUCCCUCCUCCCAUUUGGAAACAAAAGACAAAACAAAGAACUCUCAAGCAGCAACUCAUCUCUCAGCUCCACCUCGGAAACACCAAAUGAGUCAACGUCCCCCAAUACCCCGGAGCCGGCUCCUCGGGCCAGGAGGAGGGGUGCAAUGUCAGUGGAUUCUAUCACCGAUCUUGAUGACAAUCAGUCUCGACUGCUAGAAGCAUUACAACUCUCCUUGCCUGCCGAGGCUCAAAAUAAAAAAGAAAAAGCCAGAGAUAAGAAACUCAGUCUGAAUCCCAUUUACAGACAGGUCCCCAGGCUGGUGGACAGCUGCUGUCAACAUCUAGAAAAACAUGGCCUCCAGACAGUGGGGAUAUUCCGAGUUGGAAGCUCAAAAAAGAGAGUGAGACAAUUACGUGAGGAAUUUGACCGCGGGGUCGACGUCUCCCUGGAGGAAGAGCACAGCGUUCAUGAUGUGGCCGCCUUGUUGAAGGAGUUCCUGAGGGACAUGCCGGACCCCCUUCUCACCAGGGAGCUGUACACAGCUUUCAUCAAUACUCUCUUGUUGGAGCCUGAGGAACAGCUGGGCACCUUGCAGCUCCUCAUUUACCUUCUACCUCCCUGCAAUUGCGACACGCUCCACCGCCUGCUGCAGUUCCUCUCCAUCGUGGCCAGGCACGCUGAGGACAACGUCAGCAAAGACGGGCAAGAGGUCACUGGGAACAAAAUGACAUCUCUAAACUUGGCCACCAUAUUUGGACCCAACCUGCUGCACAAGCAGAAGUCGUCAGACAAGGAAUUCUCGGUCCAGAGUUCAGCCCGGGCUGAAGAGAGCACAGCCGUCAUUGCCGUGGUGCAGAAAAUGAUUGAAAAUUAUGAAGCCCUGUUCAUGGUUCCCCCGGAUCUCCAGAAUGAAGUGCUGAUCAGCCUGUUAGAGACCGACCCCGAUGUGGUGGACUAUUUACUCAGAAGAAAGGCCUCCCAAUCUUCAAGCCCUGACAUGCUGAGGUCGGAAGUUUCCUUUUCCGUGGGAGGAAGGCAUUCGUCCACAGAUUCCAACAAGGCCUCCAGCGGAGACCUCUCCCCUUAUGACAACAACUCCCCAGUGCUGUCCGAGCGCUCCCUGCUGGCUAUGCAAGAGGACGUGGCCCCGGGGGGCUCAGAGAAGCUUUACAAAGGGCCAGAGCAGUAUGUGCGGGUGGGCCACUUGCCAUCUUCGAAGUCGAGGGAGAGUUCUCCUGGACCAAGGCUUGGGAAAGAUAUGGCAGAGGAGGCUUUCAAUAUCUGGGGAACUUGGCAUUCAACAUUGAAAAGUGGAUCCAAAGACCCAGGAAUGACAGGUUCCUACGGAGACAUUUUUGAAAGCAGCUCCCUCCGACCGGGGCCGUGUUCUCUUUCUCAAGGGAACCUGUCCCCAAACUGGCCCCGGUGGCAGGGGAGCCCCAUGGAACUGGACGGCAGUGCGCAGGUCACUGGCAGGACUCAGACCGCGAGCGCCACCGCCGAGUGCAGGGCGCACGCCCCCGUGGCCCGCGUCUGCGGCACGCCCCCCAUGCAGGGCGGCGGGGGCGGGAGGCGCGCGCCAAGGCCAAGGCCGGAGCCGUGCUGGACGCUGAGCAGCGCCGAAGACCUCGCCGAGUGCGAGCCGGAGGUGGCCUGGCCGCAGAGGAGAGCCAAGCCUCUGCACCAGAGACCUGCAGAGGGUGCCAGGCACGGUGACAAGAGGCCUCCUCCUCCGUAUCCUGGUCCAGGGAAGCAGGCCCUAGCAUCGGCCCACCAGCCCGCGGAGCCGCCGCUGUGGAGGCCCCAGAGGCCAGAAGGAGGCUCCGGAACAGCUUUGGAAGAGGGAAGCCAGAGAGCCGAGCGAGAGCAUCAGGCCGCCCAGCAGAAAGCGAGCAGCGCCUACCCCGGUCCCGCCAGCGAUCAGAACAGUAAGACCUUGGGGGAACCCAACUGGCUCGACUGGCAGAGGGAGCGGUGGCAGAUCUGGGAGCUCUUAUCCACCGACAACCCCGAUGCCCUCCCGGAAACGCUGGUAUGAGAUGAGUCCUCCACGCUCCGCCCUCACGUCCCAAACAGCCUUCUUCCACUCAGUAGGGGAAAAAGUGGGUGUUGGACAAUUGGGCACUUACUUGUUUUUCUUCUUUUACACUUAAAAAAAAAAAUAACACGAGAAAAGUCAGUUCACUUAAAGAUAUAGAGCACUAGGACCCUGGCCAUUUAUGAUAAGAUUCUAUUGCAUAGCCAGCCUUCAGAAAAAACAAAAACAGAAAUGGAUGCUAGUAUCCAAUCUAAAAGCUAUUCACAUUGGCUCUGUAUAAGAUAAAACUCUCGCUUCGGUAUAGCUUAAUUGUAUUUAUGUGUCUUCAGUUUUGACUCUUGUAUAUUCUGUAACAGAUUAUGUAUGAUAAUCCUAUAUGUUAUAUUCACAGAAAACAGAAGGAACACAUUUUUUAAUCACUUAUUCUAAGUAAUGAGAUUCUAUAGAGUGUUCUAGAAUACGCACAAGCGGGUUUCUGUGCUUUGGCCAUAGCUUUUUAACUGGGGACAGCCCUUCCUUCGAUGCCUAAGGAAAACACUAACAAACAAAAUAAAACAGAAUAUGAGAAGCCAUAUUUUUCUAUAGUAGUGAGAUACAAAAAAAUAUAGUCACUGAAAGCUUUUUCAUAUUGAAUAUGUUUUAAGGAAAAUAUUAAAUUUGGUACAUUAUGGAAUAUAUUUUUAGAAUCUGUUUAGAAAGAAUUCAGAGAGAAAGGCCGUGCCUGACAAAGAAAGAAUAAUUAAGAAGUUGUCCUUCCCAUUUUAGGUCAAAUUCAAUUUUAUAUAGACCAUAUAUAAUAUAUAUUUAUAAUGUACGAUUUUUAUGUAUUUUUCAAAACUGCAAACUGGAAUCCAACUAUAAAGUGUUUAAGGAUCAAAAGAGAGUAUUCAAAUUACAGAACAUGGUUUUUCCUUUUGCCCCAUAAUCAGUAUUAACCAAAUUAUACGCAGUGCUUUGUAAAGUAACUCAUAUUUGGAAAAAAAUUAAGCCCUGUAUUUACAUUGUGCCAAAGGCUGAGGAAAUGUUUUCUUUGGUAAUUUUAUGUGUAGUGUAAAAUGUUCCUACCAUAGUUCAGUAGUAAAUUUGAAGUUUUUCAACUGCAAAACAAUUUUUGACCAGCAGGUGGCAAUUCGCUUCAGUAUUUUAUGAAAUUUUUUUUUCACUUCAUAAGGGAAUGUGUAUUAUAGAAAAAGAGGUGUUUUUUUUUUUAUAAAACAUGCUACUCUUAAUUUUCAUAUUGGCAAUGACAUUUUCAGUGGUGUUUCCUAAAGUUCUUAUUUGUGCCAUAAUGAAUAAAAAGUUAAGCAAA